AUGAGCGACAACGAAGUAGAUGCCUUUAUCAAUGAACUGCAGAGAUAUUUGAGCGAGCUUCGAGCGAUUCCUAAACAAGUUGGCAUGGAUUAUGCCAUCAACAACGCGGUUGGGGGGCCUUGUUAUGACUAUCGCAUGAUUGCUGGACAAGACUAUGACGAAGCAAAAGGCGACCUCAUUGAACCAUUCAAGACAGUAGACAACUUCAACAAAAAGCUCCAGACCCCAGCACUUCCUGGUGUCGCCCACAAAUCGGGACACAAGAUUGUCUUUACACAUGGGGAUCUAAAUAUGAGAAACAUCCCAAUGCACAACGGUAGAGUCUCUGGCAUAGUGGAUCGGGAAAGCGCUGGCUGGUUCCCUGAUUAUUGGGAGUAA
Fusarium venenatum is the source of this 378-nucleotide messenger RNA. Lineage: Eukaryota; Fungi; Ascomycota; Sordariomycetes; Hypocreales; Nectriaceae. The record is from RefSeq and is a predicted model, not a curated record.